AUGGCCGUGGAUACGACACCACCAGAUGGAUCGAACCUGUCCCCGCCCAUCAACGUCAACAACCCGACUGAAGUAGUCGAGCAAGCUGACGGGGACAAGCCGGUGCUGCCUCUUGACGACAAGCCGCCGACGAGCGCCGUGCCCGCAGACUCGGCACCGAUCGAUGUGGACAGUGAAGAUCUCAAGAUGGGUUCCGGAGGGAACGAGGGAGGUGGAGAAGGAAUAGCGCCGACGGUCAUCGCACCAACGCCUACACCACCCCCUCCCCCUCCACCGCCACCGCCUCGCGAACCGACCCCGAUCGACCUCGGCCCCCCGGACUCUGCCUACCUCGAGCAGAUCCACAACCGCCGACGACACUAUACCGCCACCCCUUCCUCCUCGACCCCCGACCGCAGAUCCUACACGAUCGAAACCCUGCUCUACGUGCCUCACUCUACGCCGAUCCACGCCUUCUCGUGCUCGCUCGAUUGUUCGCACCUCUACACCGGUUCAGCCGACGGCUACAUCCGACGCUAUUCCCUCCCCGCUUCGUUGAACCCUUCCCAAUCGGCCCAUCUAGGUCCCAACUAUACCUCUUCUUCGUCAACUUUGUCUCCAGCUCAUGCGUUGGCGUCGGUGUUGCAUUCCACGGUGGGAGGUGGGGUCGGCUCUUCCGUGGAUGGAAUGGGAGUGGGUUUAGGCGCGGCGCAUACACCGCUGUUGAAUACGAUGGGGAGGUAUCCCGUCCUCAGAGGCUAUUGGGAGAACGAAGCACCCCCUUCUCUUUCCUCCUCCUCCUCCUCCUCCUCCUCUUCCUCCGUAGCACCUCCACCCGCACCGCCGAAUCCCUCCACUUCCUCAGCACCCGAUCCAGCUUCCCCACCGAACUGGAUCCAAGACCGUCUCUGGUCCAGUCGAACCCAAGGCGGUCAAUCGAGACAAAUCGAAUUCGGUCCCAAAAGUAAAGCAUGGAACAAAGCUUCGGUCGUGUAUAGUUUGCAAGUCAACAAGGAGGAUCUAUGGGGCCUUUCAGGCACGGCGGUGAGUUGGAUUUUUUUGGGGGGGAAAAGAAGGUUCUUCUCCGAGCUCGUGGUGUCGAGGCUGACGUUUUUUUUUUUGAGGGGGGGUUUUGGUUUUCAGUUUGGUACGAUCAACCUCUUCACGAUCCGACAUGAUCAAGGGCAGAUACGGCAUGUGUUCCCCUCUUCCACCUCCUCUACAGCACUAGGUCAUUCCCCUUCCUCCCCCAUCUCCGUCCUUCAUCUGACCAAGGACGAGAGGAGGUUAUGGAGUGGGGGAUGGGAUGGGCAAGUUUUGGAAUGGGAUAUGGAUAUGGGGAAGGCGGUGAGGAGGUUCGGGCAGGGGCAUGAUGCGCAGGUUAGUUCGGUGCAGGCGAGACCGGUGGAGAGUGAGGGAGCGGGAGGGGGAGGGGGAAGGGGACGGGGAGGGGACGAGGAUGAGGAUGAGGAUGAGGAUGAGGGGGCUAUGGAGGUGGAUGAUAGUGAGGAGGAAGAGGAGGAUGAGAGUGAUGAGGAGGAGAAGCAGAGGAAGAAGAGGAAAACAGGGAGUGGUGAUCAGGGGGAAACGAAUGGGAAUGGCAAUGGUACGAAAGAGGCCUCCACAACCGAUGGAGAGGAAGAAGAAGAGGACAGGGCGUCGACGACAACACAAGCGAAGGAGGAAGCGACAGCCAAAAAGGACGACAUCGAUGCUGAAGGCGACGUCGACGCCGAUGGGGAGGAUUUCGACGAAGAAGCUUUAUUGGGCGUAUCCAGUGACGCCAAUACGACAUCAGCGACGAAUCCUUCCUCGUCUACUUCCACCAAAAUCACCAUCCCCAUCAAGCCCAAAUCCACAGGAUCCUCCUUGCUCGUCCCUAAAAUCAAGAAGACAACCUCAAUUCCCAUCUGGGGAACACAACCUGAUGUUUCAUUGUCCAUGCGGGGCAAGAAGAGUGACGAUGUGUUCAUGUCCACGAGUUUGGAUGGCCAGGUGUUGAUUUGGGAUACGAGGGUCAAGGUCGCGAAUGUGGUGAGGUUGCCGAGUAGUGGGAGGUAUGGGAUGUGGUGCGCUUCGGUGAGUCGGUCGGGGUUCAUAUGAGGCGAGUGCACAGUACUGACUUCCUGUCUUUCCGAAAUCUUUAGGCAACCUGGUCCUCCGACGGGAACCAAGUCUACGUCGGACGCCACGAUCCCCUAGUGGACAUUUACGAUCUACGCCAAUGUUCUCCGCGUUCUCCAACUCUUCAAACUCUUCGUUUACCCCUCGCUUCAGGACCCGUCACGGCUAUCAAGGCUCUGGGGACCUCGGGGAGGAAGUUGAUCACGGCGAGUUUUGAUAAUGUGAGGAUGUGGGAUGUGGGUGAGGAAGGGGGGGAGGCGAAGGCGAAGAGUCGGCUUGUGUUGGGGCAUUAUGGGGGGGUCGUGUCGAACCUUUGUACGUUCGUGUGCUUUAUGACCCGAGUUUUUAGAAGUGGAUGGCUUACUGGUGUUUGCCCCACGCUGUUCUUUUGGAUAGGGAUCGACCCUUUGGAACGAUACAUGGUCACCACGUCGGGGAAUCGAGGCUGGGACGGCACGAGCACGGACUUGAUGAUCGUGCAUGAGAUCAAGUCGUAA
This is a messenger RNA of Microbotryum saponariae, 2600 nucleotides long. NCBI's taxonomy places the organism in Eukaryota, Fungi, Basidiomycota, Microbotryomycetes, Microbotryales, Microbotryaceae. The record is from the annotation of a GenBank genome assembly.